Rotaria sp. Silwood2 is the source of this 267-nucleotide messenger RNA. The record is from the annotation of a GenBank genome assembly. Lineage: Eukaryota; Metazoa; Rotifera; Eurotatoria; Philodinida; Philodinidae.
AUGGGAGCCGGUAACCGGACCCGUAAAAUCGCGAGUAAACAUAUGAAUAUAACCGAUCGAUUUACAUUCAAUACAUCGUUUGAUCAUAAAUUAAUUCGUAUAAAAAUAAAUCAAGUACAAUUGAAAGAAACAGCUGAAGAAAAUACAUCAACAACAGAACGUGUUGUACAAGAUCGUCAUUAUCAAAUUGAUGCUGCUGUUGUACGAAUAAUGAAAACUCGUAAAACACUUGCACAUGCUCAAUUAAAAUUUCCAAUAUCUGUAUGA